GGGCGUGUCCGUAAGAUAAUAGGAUGCAGUGUAGCCGGAACAGUAACCAUGGCUGCAGAUGGACAAUGGGGUAGCCCCGCCCCUCUGCUACCAUGUGACUAGGAACUACCUCCCCCCGAGUGCACCGCUCUCUGACCAAUGUAUCGUGUUCCUGUGUGAGGGGAGCCCUGAGAGGCCGCAGCAGAAUCGAACUGAGAAAUCAGAGUGUUAAUGAGAAGUUACUUGAGGUGAGGCAUGCUACAGAUUACCUGAGGAUGGACAAUGACAGGAGUCUGAUUACUGAGAGGAUACUAAAUCUUACCCUGGAGAUUAUCUACAUGCUGACUGGGGAGGGUUACACUGUAGUGAAGAAGACAUCAGGUGAGUUUGAGACACCCAGCAGCCACUCCCUUUUGUCAGGAGGAUUGAGCAGGACCCAGAUCCCCAUCACGGUGCCUCCGCCUUACUCACUGAUACAUGAGAGACAAAAUGACCAGAAGAUCCUGGAACUCACCGAGAAGAUCAUUCAGCUGCUGACUGGAGAGGAGGGGGAGUAUAUAGAGGAACACAGGGGUCUGUACAAGGAUGUGAUGAUGGAGAAUCACCGGCCCCUCACAUCACUUGAUAAGAGGAGACUGUCAUGUAUUGUACAGGGGAGAGCAGAUGGUCCCAGUAACAGAGAUAGCCCAGAGAGAUGUUCCCAGGACUGUACCGAGGAGAAUCACAGGAUCCCACAAGAGGAUCAUGUAGCAAGAAGAAUUGACUAAUACUAAAAGAGAAGAUAUAGAGGAAGAAGAAGAGACGUAUGUGACUGCUAUUAAGUCAGAAUAUAUAGAAGGAGAAGAGAUGUAUGUGAGAGG
Pseudophryne corroboree (corroboree frog) is the source of this 839-nucleotide messenger RNA. RefSeq names its product oocyte zinc finger protein XlCOF29-like. Gene Ontology annotation, biological process: regulation of DNA-templated transcription. The transcript is spliced from 6 exons. NCBI's taxonomy places the organism in Eukaryota, Metazoa, Chordata, Amphibia, Anura, Myobatrachidae. The record is from RefSeq and is a predicted model, not a curated record. Bases 255 to 746 code for a protein of 163 amino acids.